CCCCCGCAGCCUCCGGGGCAGCCCGCAGCGGCUCCGCACCGCCCCCCCCCCGCCGCUCCAGCCGCCCCCAACCCCCCGCCCCCCCACCCCCGGCCGCGGAGCCGCCCGCGAUGCCGCCCCCUCCGCGGCUGUUGCCGCUGCUGGUGCUGGGGCUGGGGCUGGGGCUGGGGGCGCGGGCGGGAGCCGGGGGGGGCUGCCAGCUGCCGGCCGAGUGGCGGCCGCUCAGCGAGGGCUGCCGAGCCGAGCUGGCCGCUAUCAUCGUCUACGCGCGGGUGCUGGCGCUGCACCCCGACCCCUACGGCGCCUACAACUACCUGCCCUGGCAGAGGGGCCCCCCCGCCGGACCCCCGCAGGGGGCGGGGGGGCUCUUUUAUUCGGCCGAGAUCGAGCUGCUGUGCGACCAGGCGUGGGGCAGCAUGCUGGAGGUGCCCGCCGGCUCCCGCCUCAACCUCACCGGCCUCGGGUACUUCUCCUGCCACUCGCACACCGUCAUGCAGGGCUACGCGUAUUUCUUCUUCCUCCGAAUGGAUGAGAACUACAUCCUCCUGCCGCAUGGAGUCAACUUCCAGGAGGCGAUUUUCCCGGACACUCAGGAAAACAGAAGGAUGUUUGCCAGCCUUUUCCAGUUUUCUAACUGCUCGCAGGCACAGCAUGUGUUGAGCUUCUCCACUGACUGGGAGAUUCAAGAGGACAACCGGCUCAUGUGCUCCUCAGUCCAGAAAGCCCUGUUUGAGGAGGAGGACAGAGUGAAGAAGCUGCAGCAGAAAGUGGCGACACUGGAGAAGCGCAACAAGCAGCUGCGAGAUCGGGUGAAGAAAGUCAAGAGGUCUCUCCGGCAAGCUAGGAAAAACACCAGGCACAUGGAGCAGAUGAACCGAAAGCUCAGCGAGAAACUUUCCUCUGUAGGUGGUCAAAUCCCUUAUAUUAACUCUUUGAAGCAGGAGAACUCCCAUGCUACCUACCUUAAAGUAUAAUGCAAGAGUAAGUGCUCAGGCCAGUGAUAAUGGCGAAUUUUGCCUACAUUAGAUCAGGAACUGGCCCUCACACCUUCUCUACAGUGUGCUUCAAACCUUGCAUGGAAAAGGAAUCUGAACUUGUUUUAGAUGCAGUGCUAGAUUAAACGUGAAUGCAAACUGGGUUUGGCUGUGUGUUGGAGGCACAGCCCAAAGCUGUGUCCUCACCGUCUUCAGUGGACACAGAGUCAGACAGUGGUCUGUACCUCUCUGCCCUCACCUCACUCUGUCUCCAUCACCACUUUGAUGAAAGUGCCAGUUCAGCCCCACAGGAUGUUGCAGGCCCUUGGUGCCGGAGCUGUUCUUGCCAGCUUAUCUCCUCCAUGUGGGCUGGGCAGGCAAGGCCAGGGGGAUAUACAGAGAUGGUUGCUGUGGGAAGGAUGCAGGGAUGAAUGGCCUUUGCUCAAUCACCACCCCCAAGCUCUCAGCCUCCCUUAAGCUUGACUGAAGUCUACACCCAGUGCCUGAGCAAAGGCUACGUCUGGGACACACUCAGUUUGGGCCUCGCUUUGAAAGGAAGCACAGAUGUGCUCAAAUUGUCUUAAGAGCAUUUCUAAAUAUCCCUAAAUAUUUUUAUUUAAAAUAUCUAAUAUUUUUUAUUUUACCAGGAAGUGCCUCAAGGGUCUCAGUAACUCCCUCAGGUGCCUUUAUUGUUGCUCAGCUAAAAGGGCUGGAAACCACAUCAUUUUGGGACCAUGUCUAGGGCCUAAUCAAACCCCUCAGUCAGGAGGGGACUUAGCCUGGCUAUUAGUGGGUGCUGGCUUAGGCCCAGCAGACAAUUUCAGAUCCCAUUUUCAAGCAGGUUUUAUUUACAGUGUGGACAAGGCUUCAAGUUUUGUAAUCACUGUUUGAGAUAUAAUGGAGGUUGCUGGGCAGCCUCACUUAGUUACACUUAGAUGCUGUAGAGACCACAUCAAUAUCAACAGGGCAUUAAAAAUUAAGGUAGUUUAUAUAUGUAUAUAUUUUAAAAUCCUAUAGAAAAUAUUUUUAUUACACAUUUGAUAUAGUCUAAUUUCUUAAAAUAUGAAGUAAUACCCAUUUCUUGGUUAUCUUGUUGAAAAAAGUCAUCAUGUCCUUUAUGAGUCAUUUACAACAUCAAUAUUCAUGACUGAUAACAUUUUCAGCUGUGUUAAUGUAUCAGAGCAUAUCUUGGGUCUUGAUGCUUAACCAACCUUUCUUCAUAACAGGGCGCCAUAAGGAGAGAAAGGUAGAAGAAGAGAUUUUGUGUUGUUCUUUCCUUCUCAAAGUAAUUUUUCUUGCUCCAAGCCUAAGGCCGAAGUGCAGAUGUGCUUCAUGCUUUUUGACAGGGGCAGCCCGUGCUUGCCCAGCCUGGAGCAACACCGACAGUCUGCCAGGGUUAAACCUGAUUUGUACAAGGUGGACUGAUCCAGGUGAUCUUUAACAUAAGAGGUGAGGUCCUCAGAAAAAACAGUGUGUGGACCACUAGUCUGCUCCUAACUUGCCAUACGUACCAGAUCACUGCAUGGUCUCCAUACUGUGUCUCAGCACUCAAAAUUAAAGUAUAUCCAGGAUACAGCCCUGCUGGACCACGCUUUAACUAUCCCUGUGCUAGGAAAAGCCCGUAUCGCCUUUCAGCCAUCAGCUUCAUUCCAAGCUGAACUCAGAAGUUAAGCCUUGUGUUGGCUUCUAGGAUGCUGCUGAGUUUAAUUACCUUCCAGUUUUUCUCCUUUUGGAAAUAGAGCUUCCCUCCCCCUCCCCACCCCUUGAAAUAAUAUUGGCAUUUCUUAAGAUUCUGACUCCUCCACAAGCUCUGCUGGUUUCAAAGGCUCUGCCUACCGAAUCAGCACAAUUUGAGUUGUUUUGUGCUGUAGUCAGCAAUGCUGUUUCCUGAGAAAUACUACAGACCCAAGGCUUCCCUAGAAGCCAUCAAGAGAUUUUAACUCCAAACUUUAAAUCCAUAGGAAAGUAACUACUUUUUUUUUUUUUUUUUGGGGGGUGUGUGUGUGUGUGUGUUUCUGGUUUCUAAACUGCUGUUUAAAUAAGUGAACUGUUUUUCCUGGUAUAGGUAUUAAAAGCCUGUGUUUUAAUUUUUUGUUAAUAAAAAUAUUCCCUCUGGUAUUCAUUCACAUUUUAUAAAUGUUUGUAUAAAGCUGAGAAAGUAUAGUUAAUAUAGCUACACCUUUGCUAUUCUUACAAAUCUUCCAAACACGGUGUUGAAAAAGCUUUUUCUUUUGGCUGAUGUUUCUUGUCUUUUGAUUAAAAGAUUAGAAUUUUCUUCCUAUUUCCUCCUUUUAUCUAGCUUAAAAAAAAAGUAAACCAUUUUGUUCUCCUUGUCA
Molecule: messenger RNA, 3310 nt
Organism: Falco peregrinus (peregrine falcon)
Lineage: Eukaryota; Metazoa; Chordata; Aves; Falconiformes; Falconidae
Gene: CCDC3
Product: coiled-coil domain containing 3
Biological process (GO): negative regulation of gene expression
Cellular component (GO): extracellular region
Source: RefSeq, a predicted model, not a curated record